This is a messenger RNA of Sander lucioperca (pikeperch), 2991 nucleotides long. It is a transcript of the gene acsbg1, whose product is annotated as acyl-CoA synthetase bubblegum family member 1. NCBI's taxonomy places the organism in Eukaryota, Metazoa, Chordata, Actinopteri, Perciformes, Percidae. The transcript is spliced from 14 exons. Gene Ontology annotation, cellular component: membrane; endoplasmic reticulum. The record is from RefSeq and is a predicted model, not a curated record. The coding region runs from base 354 to 2435 and encodes 693 amino acids. Gene Ontology annotation, molecular function: long-chain fatty acid-CoA ligase activity.
AGUAUUGUUAUGUGUGCAAUUUAAAAUUAUAAUCACACUGUUUUACAUAUGAAAAGACUAUGCUAAUUUAAAUUCUGGACAUGUUCUUGAGCAGGCGGACCAAUGGAGUGCACACAUGAACCUUCUGAUUUGUUUCGCAAUCAUUACCGACUUUAUGAGGCUUGUUGAACCGCAUGUCUUUUUACUUUACCAGUUCCUGAAUACACGUGGUACUAUCUAAGGGUGCGCUUGUUGAACAAGAAAAGAUUUUCUGUUUCACACCAGUCUGAUUUUGAAAAGUUUCUCCUUUGAGCAAAUCAAGAGGCUUGAUCUUACAUAGCCUGUAGUCACACUACCAGGAGAUCUACAACAGUAUGGAAUUUCCUGAUGAGAAGAAGGGAGAUGAUCAACUUGAGAACAGUGUUCAGAAGUUGAUGAACAUGCAGACAGAUAGCGAAGGACUUGCCUUUGUAGGAAAGCAAAACAAAGAAGAGGAGUUAGCUGGCACAACUCUUGCUCAAGCUCAUUCUCUUUGGACCACAGAUGCUAAGGGCUCAGUAAUACUGAGAAUAGAAGAAGGAUGUCCAGAGGAACCUGUUACAGUUCACCAAAUGUUCAAAGCCUCAGUUGAAAAAUAUGGAAACAUGUACGCCCUCGCCAGCAAGAAAAACAACAAAUGGGAAAAGAUCACUUUCUUAGAGUAUUAUCAACUCUGCCGCAGAGCAGCCAGGAGCUUUAUAAAGCUUGGUUUAAAGCGAUUCCAUGGAGUGGCAAUACUAGGAUUCAAUUCAGCGGAAUGGUUCUUCUCUGCAGUCGGAGCCAUCAUGGCAGGGGGCACAAUGACAGGAAUUUAUGCCACAAACUCACCUGAAGCUUGCCAGUAUGUGGCUAGUGACUCCAAAGCCAACAUUAUUGUGGUGGAAAACCAAAAGCAAUUGGAUAAAAUCCUGCAGAUACGUGAUAGUUUGCCCCACUUGAAAGCCAUAGUACAGUACAGUGGAUACCCCAUGCAGAAGAUCUCCAAUCUUUACUCUUGGGAGGAAUUCAUGGAGCUGGGUCUGGAGGUUUCUGAGAAAGAGCUGGAUGACAUCAUUGCCAGCCAGAGGGCCAACCAAUGCUGCGUCCUGAUCUACACCUCUGGCACCACCGGCAAGCCGAAGGGAGUCAUGCUCAGUCAUGACAAUAUCACAUGGACCGCCAAUCAUGCCAGCAGGGCCGGAGACUUGCAGCCAGCCGACACUAAACAGGAGUCACUAGUGAGCUACCUGCCUCUCAGCCACAUCGCCGCUCAGAUCUAUGAUCUCUGGGCGGGCAUCCAGUGGGGUGAGCUGGUAUACUUUGCACAGCCAGAUGCCUUAAAGGGAAGCCUGAUAACAACUCUGCGAGAAGUUUGUCCUACAUCCCACAUGGGUGUCCCACGGGUAUGGGAGAAAAUGAUGGAGAAAAUAAAACAGGCAAUUAGUGAGUGUGGAUAUGUGAAAAAGAAGCUGGUGACAUGGGCAAUGUCAGUCAGUCUGGAAGCCAAUCAAACAUGUACGCAAAAGGAUGAUGAGAAACCAUUCCUCUUUACCAUGGCUGACAGCCUUGUGCUACAGAGGCUUCGGGCUGAGCUGGGCCUGUCUUGCUGUCAGAAGUUUUUCUCUGGAGCAGCACCGAUCGGUAGUGAAACAGUGCAGUUUUUCCUGGGCCUGAAUAUCUGGUUGUAUGAGGCAUAUGGCAUGAGUGAGAGCACAGGACCUCACUUUAUGUCAGGUCCCAAAGCUUACAAACUACCAAGCUGUGGUAAAGUGGUGCCUGGCUGUCGAUACAAAAUGGCCAACAUAGACUCUGAGAAAGGCGAAAUUUGCUUUUGGGGACGUAACAUAUUCAUGGGUUACCUCAACAUGGAAGACAAAACAAGAGAAGCUUUGGAUGAAGAUGGAUGGCUGCAUUCUGGGGACCUAGGAAAGAUAGACGAAGAGGGUUUCUUGUGCAUCACAGGGCGAAUAAAAGAGCUGAUCAUCACAGCUGGAGGGGAGAAUGUUCCCCCUCUUCCCAUUGAGGAAGCAGUGAAGAAGGAGCUACCUAUCAUCAGCAAUGCCAUGCUCAUUGGGGACAAGAGGAAGUUCUUGUCAAUGUUUUUAACACUGAAGUGUUGUAGCAAUACAGAAACCAUGGAGCCAACAGAGGAGCUGAGUAUGGAGACUGUGGAGCUUUGCCAACAGCUAGGAAGCCGAGCAACCAAGGUGUCUGACAUCAUUGAGGGAAAAGACAAAGACGUGUACCGGACCAUUCAAGAAGGAAUCAACAGGGUCAACGCUGCUGCCACCUCUAAUGCCCAGCGCAUACAAAAGUGGACUAUUCUAAGAAAGGACUUCUCUGUUUCUGGAGGAGAGCUGGGUCCCACAAUGAAGCUCCGUCGCCCUGUUGUGUUGGAGAUGUACCAUGAGGUCAUUGAGAGCCUCUAUCAGGAGUAGUGUCGUGUUCCUAGAGAGAUGACUGUGUAACUGUGUACUGUAGUAUGAAAAUCACUUGUCACUUGCGUAUCUCAUCAUUCUUGGAGACAUGCAUGAAAUUUAAUUAUAUGUGUCUUGUGUUCAGAAUGCAUACAGUAAAUAGUAAAGGAACCAUAUUUAAUUUUUUAUAAUAUUUAAGUUUUAAGUAGUUAAUAAUACUGAGCAUUUUACAAAGUCACACCAUUUUGAUGCAUCUUCUCAUAGGCUGAAAUAUUUGUUUUUAAUUCAUAUUUGUUUCUGGUCAACAAUUUAUUUGUACUACUUUAAAAUCAUACUCAUAAAAACAUGGACAUAACUUUCACCAGGUAUUUAAUUAUAUGGGUCAUUAUCAUAGGGGCUUGUGACACCCACAAGUCAUUUGCAUAACACUUAAUAAUAUUAUUUGUAUUGCACGUUUUAAGAGCAGACGUCACAAAGUGCUUUACAACAGAAAACAAUAGCAAGUAGAAAAAAAAGUCUGACAUUUCUGAUAUCAUUGUUAUAUUCGUUUUUCUUUAUACAUUCCUAUUUGCAGAAA